AUGGCCCUCGAGGAGAGCUGCGCGGAUUUGUUCGUUAAGAAUAUCCCCGAGCGGGCGGCCGCGUUCAUUAUUGACAUAGUCGAAUACACAGCCCUCGUCCUGUCGCUCGAAAUACGAAGUGACCCCAAAGGUAGACCGUUCGCGACGUUCAAGGGCCUGAUAGCCCCGGCAGUAAGCCUCCCGCGCGAGGUUCCGCUGGUGCUAGAGAUAUUGACCGGCGGCGGAGGAGCUCUCGCCACAGAGAAGGCCCAACUCCUCGCAGAGCCCAGAGUCGGUCUAUCGAGACAGAGGGUAGGCGUUGCGAGGAAGGGAUAG
Messenger RNA from Penicillium chermesinum, 315 nucleotides. RefSeq lists its product as uncharacterized. The transcript has a single exon. NCBI's taxonomy places the organism in Eukaryota, Fungi, Ascomycota, Eurotiomycetes, Eurotiales, Aspergillaceae. Bases 1 to 315 code for a protein of 104 amino acids. The record is from RefSeq and is a predicted model, not a curated record.